ACAACAAAGAAUAUCGUUUACAUGUAGCGCGUCAGUUCUGCAUGUUAUGAAAGACUCUCUUGCUCUGUGUCUUUCUUUGCGUGCGUGUAUGUGAGAGAAAGCGACGGCGAGUCGUGCGCCUUCACACUAGAGUUUAUGGGUUUAAUGGCUAUCAGUUGUCUAUAUUCCCCUGCUCCCCAUCUUGGAUGGCCUGAGGUGGGAGGAGCCAUGUGUAUAAAUAUAAGAGGUACAGUAUAAACAACACACAGCACAGCCAGCAGCAAAACAAUCCAACCAGCAAGAUGGUUCCAGUGUUGAUGUUACUCAUGGUAGCUCUUGUAGCUGCAGAAUCUGAUAGUGCCUCUGUUUCUGUGGUUCACUGUGAUACCUCUUCUUAUUGUCCUGAUGGCACAACGUGUUGUCUGAAUGCUUAUGGGUCCUGGGGCUGCUGUCCAUACCCAAUGGGCCAGUGCUGCAGAGAUGGACUCCAUUGCUGCCCUCAUGGUCAUUUGUGUGAUUCAACAUCAUCCUAUUGUCAGGGUGGGUGGCUGAGACUGCCAUCUUCUCCCAGACUGGCCUUAAAAGCUAUCCAAAAAACUCAGUCAGUGUCCGUUGACCAGGCUCUCAAUUGGCAGAGCCAGACUGAGAAGGUUCAUUGUGAUGGAAAUGUCUACUGCCCAACUGAGCAGUUCUGCUGCAAGACAUCAGCUGGCCAGUGGGGGUGCUGCAGUGGUUUGGUGUUGUAAAUAAACAACCCCCAUAACCUGAAUGAACCUCUCAUCAAAAACUGCCAAAGUGCAAGAGGCUUUCAAAUGUCAGUUACUGGAAAUAUAUAAAUCCCACAUCCAAGCUGAAUUAAUGCAAAAUAAAAAUUGGAAAAAUUAUAGUUUAAUUACAAUAAAUUGCAUAGUCAUUCAAUACAUGGUUUGUUUUUGAGAAAGUCUUACUAUUUUUAAUCAUCCAUCCAUCGUAUUGUUCAUGAAUGAAUAAGUUUAUAAAUGAAUCUUUUGAAAUGAACAACUUGUUUUCUUUCACUUCAUUGUGACUAACUCAAAUUUUAAUUAAACUAACUAAUCAUU
Molecule: messenger RNA, 1058 nt
Organism: Onychostoma macrolepis
Lineage: Eukaryota; Metazoa; Chordata; Actinopteri; Cypriniformes; Cyprinidae
Product: progranulin-like
Exons: 7
Coding region: 282-725 (147 amino acids)
Cellular component (GO): extracellular region
Source: RefSeq, a predicted model, not a curated record